This is a messenger RNA of Cyprinus carpio (common carp), 1397 nucleotides long. It is a transcript of the gene mtif3, whose product is annotated as mitochondrial translational initiation factor 3. Gene Ontology annotation, molecular function: ribosome binding; translation initiation factor activity. The record is from RefSeq and is a predicted model, not a curated record. NCBI's taxonomy places the organism in Eukaryota, Metazoa, Chordata, Actinopteri, Cypriniformes, Cyprinidae. Gene Ontology annotation, biological process: ribosome disassembly; mitochondrial translational initiation. Gene Ontology annotation, cellular component: mitochondrion.
CCAGGUGCCGUACAACACCAAAGAAGAAGAAGCAUCGGCGCGUUGACGUCACACGUGUGCGCCAAGAUUCGUUUUGCAAUCAGAGAAAUCACUUGCUUUAAUGUUUCUAGUUUUAUUUAUUUAUUCUGGGGGGCAGAUUUUGUGUUUAUGACCCCGAUUAUUUGUCUUGAAAGUACCUGACUGAUAUCAUUUUCUUCGUCCUUGACGUCGGUUCCGUACGACUCUGGUGUAAGUAGCCUCGGUCAGUUUGGUGUUUGUUAGUUAAAAUCUGAAGGACCAUACUCUGUCAAAAACUUUAAUAAUGGAGAAAAUGGUUUAGAGAUGUCUCUGGGUUUCCUGAGGUUUGUUUUGAGUCCGGCACUAAGGCCCAGUCCUCUUCGACCCUUCAGCCUGGUCGCCUCACAUCUGGCAAGGAGCCCAUCAACCCUCAGGCCAGCAUGUUCUUGCCACUUCUCCACAGACACUGAGGGCGGGAGCACCAGUGAGACCGAUUCCCAGAAGGAAACUAAAAAGUUGGACCCGAGAGCCCGAGUCACUUUUGGCAGCGUGGGUAGGAAGAUUGGCCAGCGCCGUAUACAGUUAUUGGGUGAGGAUGGAGAGGAAUUGGGUACAAUGCACCGUGCUGAUGUGAUACGACUGAUGGACGAAACAGGGCUGAGGCUUGUUGCCAUAAAUGACGAUUGUGAUCCUCCAUUAUACAGACUGAUGAAAGGGAAACAGAUCCACGAGGAGCAGAUGAAACUAAGAGACACACAGAAAGCCAAGAAAGGGCCUGUCCAAUCAAAGGAGCUCAUUUUUUCCUCUGAUAUAUCCCUUCAUGACUUGGACACUAAACUGCGGCAAGUUGUCAGCUGGCUGGAAAAAAACAACCACGUCAGACCUGUCAGAGCACGAACUGACGGUGGCACACCACUGGACAAAGUUCUAACAGAGAUGGUGGAGAGGAUAUCAGUGCCUGUUGGCUUUGUAUCAAAGCCUUCUGUGGUUCGUGGGGGUCGUGCUGCCAUGUGUGUCCUUCGGCUUGCUUCUGCUAAAGAACUGCAGAAAAAAGGAGCAGAGACUUCGAACAAGAAUUUGAAACCUGACUCAGAGACCCCAGCAUCUCUUCGUAACUCAAAAGGCUUGAAGCAACAAUAAAAUUCUAUGCAAAUUUAAUAGAAUUGUGUACAAAAGUGAAAAGUGUAUUUUUUUUUAUGCAGUGGCAUAUUUACUUUGGAACAAGUCUCCAAAAACUGUUGCUUUGGAAAGUGUGCUUUAGAAAGUUACUUGGGUUCACCAGAAUAUGACUCAUGAAACAAGACCACUGGACUCUACACCAACAGAGGUUCUAAAAGGUGAACCACUGGAUUUGCAGGGUCAUUGAGUUCAGAAUAAAUGGAUUUUUUUGACAAUGACAA